AUGGCGACUUAUAUCGAUCGAGGAGUCAAGCUUAUUGACGACGAAACCACAGAGCGUGAUUACAACCACGCAACUGAUUCCGAAUACAAAAGAUUACGCUCUGAAGCUGAUCGAUUAUUUCAACGUCGUAAUCAACUUAGUCAACAAUCACAAGCUGCCUAUAAACAAGGAGACGGGAAAAGAGCCCAUGAAUUAAGUGAAGAAGCUAAGAAAGUUGUUGCUCAGGCUGAUGAUUAUAAUCGUAAAGCUGCUGAAUUUGUCUUUAGAGAGAAUAAUGAAGAUAGUAAACCUGAUGAAAUUGAUUUACAUGGAUUAUAUGUCAAAGAAGCAGAAUGGAUUUUACAAAGAAGAAUAGCUCAUGAUAUACAGACUAACCAAAGCCAUAUAAGAGUUAUUGUUGGGAAGGGGUUACAUUCAGCUAAUGGGGUUGCCAAGAUUAGACCAGCAGUUGAGAAAUUAUGUGAUGAGAGUAAUUUGAAAGUACAUGUUGAUCCAAAGAAUUCUGGGGUUUUAAUUAUUGAUUUGAAAGGUAGUGAUAGUUCACAAGUGCCAAGUCAUUGGACACCAAUCUCUCAACCUCAACAAGCUUAUCACGGAGCUGGACAACCACAAUAUCAACCUCAACAACAUUAUAAUGCACCACAAUAUCAACAACAACAACAACAACAGCAACAAGGGGGUAACGACUCGCUUAUUGAAAUGGUCAUUAAAGCAUUUUGUGCGUGUCUUAAUAGCAAAUAA
Messenger RNA from Hemisphaericaspora subhashii, 741 nucleotides. RefSeq names its product Smr domain-containing protein. The transcript has a single exon. Bases 1 to 741 code for a protein of 246 amino acids. The record is from RefSeq and is a predicted model, not a curated record. Lineage: Eukaryota; Fungi; Ascomycota; Pichiomycetes; Serinales; Debaryomycetaceae.